Messenger RNA from Anopheles arabiensis, 3525 nucleotides. RefSeq names its product ATP-dependent 6-phosphofructokinase (gene Pfk). Gene Ontology annotation, cellular component: 6-phosphofructokinase complex; cytoplasm. The transcript is spliced from 7 exons. Lineage: Eukaryota; Metazoa; Arthropoda; Insecta; Diptera; Culicidae. The record is from RefSeq and is a predicted model, not a curated record. Gene Ontology annotation, biological process: fructose 1,6-bisphosphate metabolic process; fructose 6-phosphate metabolic process; canonical glycolysis. Gene Ontology annotation, molecular function: 6-phosphofructokinase activity; identical protein binding; fructose-6-phosphate binding. Bases 244 to 2613 code for a protein of 789 amino acids.
GUGUUCGCCUCUUGCAGUUGCGUUUCUCUCACAACAGAGUCGGUGGCUGAUUCGCGGACUCCGAGACACCCCUCAGAUCGGUUUCACCUCUAUCGUUGCACCUCCCAGUAGUGUGUGUGGUACAGUUCGGUGGAUUAACGCAGCUAGAGAACAGCGCGUCUGUGUGAUUGAGUGUGUCGAUCUCUGAGUGUGUGUGUGUAGGUUGUUGCAUCAGCAGACAAAAGGAUAUCAUCGUUCGUGGAAAUGUCGAGCGCACCGGUACAACGGUUUAUUCAGUUCGGGGCCCACAAGGGCAAGGGCAUCGCCGUCUUCACCAGCGGCGGUGACUCCCAGGGCAUGAAUGCGGCCGUCCGUGCGGUGGUACGCAUGGGUAUCUACGUCGGAUGCAAGGUGUACUUCAUCCGCGAAGGCUACCAGGGCAUGGUGGACGGUGGUGACAACAUCGUCGAGGCAAACUGGUCGUCGGUGUCGAGCAUUAUCCAUCGCGGUGGUACCGUAAUCGGUUCCGCCCGUUGUAAGGACUUCCGCGAGCGGGCCGGACGGCUGCAGGCCGCCCACAAUCUCGUGUCCCGCGGCAUCACCAAUCUGGUCGUGAUCGGUGGUGACGGUUCGCUGACCGGUGCCAACCUGUUCCGGCAGGAGUGGGGCAGCCUGCUGGACGAGCUGCUGGCCAGCAAUCGGAUCACGCAGGACCAGCGCAUCAAGUACAAGAGCCUGCACAUUGCCGGCAUGGUCGGUUCGAUCGAUAACGAUUUCUGCGGCACGGACAUGACCAUCGGUACGGAUUCGGCGCUGCACCGUAUCAUCGAGGCGAUCGACGCGAUCGUCAGUACGGCGUACUCGCACCAGCGUACCUUCAUCAUGGAGGUGAUGGGUCGUCACUGUGGUUACCUGGCCAUAAUGGCUGCUUUAGCUAGCGAGGCGGACUAUGUGUUCAUACCGGAAGAUCCCGUAGUGCAUAAUUGGCCAGAAAAGUUGUGUAAGAAGAUACUGCAGGAACGUUCGGCUGGCCAGCGUCUGAACAUUAUCAUCGUGUCGGAGGGUGCUAUCGAUCGCGAUGGUAAUCCGAUCACGGCCGAGAAGGUGAAGCAGGUGGUCGUCGAUCGUCUGCAGCAGGACACGCGCAUCACCGUGCUGGGUCACGUGCAGCGUGGUGGCAAUCCGAGUGCGUUCGAUCGUGUUUUGGGUUGCCGCAUGGGUGCUGAAGCAGUGCUGGCACUGAUGGAAGCGGACGACAAGACGGAACCGUGCGUCGUAUCGCUCGACGGCAACCAGGCCGUCCGGGUGCCGCUGAUGGAGUGUGUCGAGCGGACGAAAGCCGUCGCCAAAGCGAUGGAGGACAAGAACUGGGAGCUGGCGGUGCAGCUGCGUGGCCGCUCGUUCGCGCGCAAUCUCGAGACGUACAAGAUGCUGACGCGCCUGAAGCCGCCGAAGAGUGCGUUCGACGAGCAGGGCCGCGGUGUCGGUGGCUACACGAUGGCGGUGAUGCACAUCGGUGCGCCGGCCUGCGGCAUGAACGCGGCCGUGCGUUCGUUCGUGCGCAACUGCAUCUACCGGGGCGACACGGUGAUGGGCAUCCACGACGGUAUCGAGGGGUUGGUGGCGGGCCACAUCAAGAAGAUGGAGUGGUCCGACGUGACCGGGUGGGUGGGCCAGGGCGGUGCGUUCCUCGGCACGAAGCGCACGCUGCCCGAGGGCAAGUUCGCGGAUAUUGCCGCCCGGCUGAAGGAGUUCGGCAUCCAGGCGCUGCUGAUUGUGGGCGGGUUCGAGGCGUACCACGCCGCCGGCCAGAUCACGGACCAGCGCAGCAAGUUCAAGGAGUUCUGCAUCCCGAUCGUCGUCAUUCCGUCCACGAUCUCGAACAACAUGCCCGGCACGGAGUUUUCGCUCGGCGCCGACACGGGGCUGAACGAAAUCACGGAGAUUUGCGAUCGCAUCCGCCAGUCAGCCCAGGGUACGAAGCGCCGCGUGUUUGUGAUCGAGACGAUGGGCGGCUACUGUGGCUAUCUGGCAACGUUGGCCGGCCUGGCCGGCGGUGCCGAUGCGGCCUACAUCUACGAGGAGAAGUUCACGAUCAAGGAUCUGCAGCAGGACGUGUACCACAUGGCGUCGAAGAUGAGCGACGGCGUGCAGCGUGGGUUGAUUCUGCGCAACGAAAAGGCGUCCGAAAACUACAACACCGAGUUCAUCUACCGGCUGUACUCGGAGGAGGGCAAGGGACUGUUCUCGACGCGCAUGAACGUGCUCGGCCACAUGCAGCAGGGCGGUUCGCCCACCCCGUUCGAUCGUAACAUGGGCACCAAGAUGGCGGCCAAGUGCGUCGAGUGGCUGGUGGAGCAGCUGAAGGCCAACACUCAGCCGGACGGGUCGAUCAAUGCUACCGCUCCCGAGACGGCCUGCCUGCUCGGACUGGUGCGUCGUCAGUACAAAUUCUCCCCGCUCAAGGAGCUGAUUGGUGAGACCAACUUUAUGCAACGCAUCCCCAAGCAUCAGUGGUGGUUGAAGCUGCGCCCGCUGCUAAGAAUUCUGGCCAAACACGACUCCACCUACGAGGAGGAGGGAAUGUACAUCACGGUCGAGGAAGAAAUGUCGACCGACUCGCCGUGCGCUUAAGUGUGCCCGGGAAAAACCCCCCAAAGAAGCGUAACAUUACCUCCUCCAACGGAAAGGGGCAGAUGGGGCAACAUCUGAAGCCAUAGCGAACAAGUCUUUGCCAAUCUUUCGUUGUCGCUUUAGGCGAAUCUUUAAGCAACAUUACACACACCCACACACACAUACACAAAUUGUGUUUCCUUAUCUUCUUUUCGAUGUUUCUUAGCAAAUGUCUGCGAAAAACGGUUCGCUUUAAGUAGACCGUCGUUUCGCGUAUUGUUUUCGUUUUCUUUAAGUAGUAUUUAUCGUUUAUUGUGUUAACGUUAGCACCCACUUGCAAAUCUAAUUCUAUCUCUAAAGUGUUGUUUUGUUGUUUGUUCUGUGCUAUUAGUGGAAAGUAUUAUUACGAAAUGAUUUCUAACAAAUACACACACAUCACGAUCACGAUCACGUUCGAAGGGUAACUAAGCUGAUAUGAUAAUACCAAAAAAAACCCUCAAAAGCAUAAUAUCGCACCGGUUAGUCGAACAAAAAAGCGAUAAAAAAGGCCAGUGACGCUAAACACUUGUAGUGAAUAUCCAGUAAUCGUGAGGUAUUAUUGCGGGGAUGAAGGCAGAACUACACAAACACACACAGACAAACACUCUCUCUAUCUCUCUCUCUUCCUUCCACUCUGCCUACAACUGAGAGUGGGACUGGAUGCAGAUGAGAUGCUAGAGAGAGAGCAAAUGUUAUAGAUAAUCUAAUCUUACACUAUACGUGAUUCUGAAGGUAAACAUUAAAUGCCGUACCCCAACAGAGCCACCUACAACACACAGAUACACACCGAGAAUCCUAAUGUUAAUGUACUGCUGCUAGCAACAGCCAGCCCCCGUUCGCUAGCGGGACGUACAUCCAUUGAGAUAUGUAAUAAAAAAGAAUUUAUUGUUGUGA